AUGGGGAAUGGCGAUUUUGGCUCGUUCCCAAUCGAGCUGUUGGGGCCUGGCCAUCCAAUGGGGACACAGGACUUGUCCGAUCUGUCCUUAGGCACAUUCGUGUCACCUUUGCUGUCUUGCAACUGUACCGAAGAGGUUUCUGAGUCAAUUCGCACCCUGACUCGUGCGCCCAUGUCACACAGCUUCAUCCGCAGCCUCCGUGUAGGAGUUGACCUGGUCGAAAGGCUGCUGACAUGUCCCGCCUGCUAUGAUGUGACGAAAUCCCCGCGAAUCACUAUUCAGAAUGUCCUUUUCAUCGGCCGUUUAAUGGCUGAAAUCACGUCUGGCUACCAUAGGUAUCUGAGAUGGCUCAAAGGAGCCUGCAAUGCGCUCAGUGAUAGAAAUCAACGCGAAACAGUCUACCUUAUUCCUGGUCUUGAAAUCAGUCCAGUGUUGGGGUUCAAGAUCUCUGGCGAGAAACUCCAGGAUCUUAUCACGAACGGCCUUCAGGCCGAUGCUGAACGAUUGACUGCCCUGGCAAGAAGAUUCGCACUGAGACAACGCGACCGCCACAUGAUUGGCCAUGAAGCAUGUCCGGACGCUGGAGGACACUGCUGGAGAGAGAAAUACGGCGUUGGUCUCGAUCCACUCGAUAUUUGUCCACAGAGUCCCGCGGCGAAAACAUUGACGCCCUGCUAUCGUGUUGUGGAAGAAGUUGCAGCAACAAUCAAGCAAUUUGCAGAUGCUGUUGCGUGA
Messenger RNA from Penicillium riverlandense, 735 nucleotides. RefSeq lists its product as uncharacterized. The record is from RefSeq and is a predicted model, not a curated record. NCBI's taxonomy places the organism in Eukaryota, Fungi, Ascomycota, Eurotiomycetes, Eurotiales, Aspergillaceae. Bases 1 to 735 code for a protein of 244 amino acids. The transcript has a single exon.